GCGAUAAUCAUGGACUCGUAGAGAUAGAAGUUGAUCCUGUAGACAGAGAGCAACCGUCGUAAUAGAAAAGAUGUAGCACCAUUAAAUUAUAGAUACAACAACUUCUAAUAUUAAGGCUGUACCUAAUACAUCUUUCGACGCAUCUUCCUUGAAACGUAUGGGGCGGGAGUAUCAGGAACAGUGUUCUUGUUCGAAGAAGAUCCAGAUACUCUUACUCAACAAGUUCUUGUCCCUGCUCCAGCUCCACUAGUGCGCGGCAGAAGGAGAUUGGUUGGGAAAAUGCUAUCAAAAAACUCCAAGAACUCAAAUUAAGGCAGAUGGCAGUGCAUAUCAUGCAAGAAGUAGAAGAUGCAGUUGUAUAUUAUAACUGGUGAGUAGCUAGAAGCACAGGCUCUUUAGAAAAGAACUGAGAUGUUGAAUUUUCAUCUUUUCUAGAUGUUAUAAGCAUAAAAAUCAUCCUUCGCGAACUAGCACUACUUCGUCCUCCAAGCUACCUCAUCAGCUUAACUAUCUCCUUGCUCUAUGACUAUCUCUAGUCCUUUUCUCCUGUCUGUCCUAGUAGUCCCCGAAUUGAUGUUCAUAUCCUCGAUGUCCAGGGAGUAGUUUCUGAGGAGCAGCUACAGCAGGCAGAAGAAGAAGUGGAAGAAGAUGGGUCGCAAACUUCAACAUCGAGUACAGGACCACCAAGCAGCGACCAAGAGCGGGUUCAUCCUACGCUGGGUCCUCCUGUUAUGUUAGCGGACGAUAGUUCAUUCACAAUUCAAUGCAACACACCUUUUUUUUGUAGUGCGAGCCAGCGUAGGCUAUUCAGUCCUUCGUACUAGAAUACAUAGGAAAUGUUGAUUUUUGAAUUUGAUAGUGAUCCUAGCUUGAAAUCGUUUCUUGAAUUCUAAGGCCAAUGAGAUUGAUAGUGAUACUAGCGUGAAGUGGAACUCCAGCACCACCAGUUUCAUCUAGUGUUCUACCCAUAUUAAGCUUCCUCAACUUGGUCAAUUAUAUCAUGAUUAUUGCCUCAUACAUCUGAUAUUUCUAAUAUCCUCGUCAACACAAGCGGUAGCGGUGCCUCGUCUUCCUCCGGCGCCGCAGGAGAAGAUGACGAUAUAUUUCUUCAACCUAGAAGUACUCCGGGAGUUCAUCCACGUCCUCCACUAUCCAUCUCCAAGUCUUCACCUAGCAGGGAGAAACCAUGGUCACCUGGCGUUGUAGCGGGACAGAACCUAAAUCCGCAAUUCAAGAACAUAUUAGACCGGAUUCAACAAGACGAUGAUGAACCGAUUUACGUUCCAACUCCCAUGUCACCACAAGAGGACUGCUCGGUUGUUUCCUCGGGAGGUGUCGAAGUUGAUGACGGCGGGCUGCGACAGGAAGGUCCUCCUCCAGAAGUAGAAGAUGAUACGACCACGACAGGAGCUGUUCUUCCUGUUCCUGCAGCAUCCUCGAUGGGUAAUCCCAGUAAUCGAGGAAAGCAUCUUGUUCAAGAGCGUGUAUCUCAUUCCCGCUUUCCUCACUCUGCCGAAGAUGACGAAAAUUCAGUGCCCACAUUGCCUCCACCACAGUCUUGUACUUAAGGCGCUAUGUGAAGACAAGAAUACCACGUCUGAUGUCUGAGGACUGUGUCCUGAUACAUAGAAUUCUUUUUGACUGUCGAUUGAUUUUGAUUUAGCUGAAAAGAAAAAACGCACGAAACAAUCUCCCUACGGGAAGGAUCAUCUCUAAUGUAUCGAAACACAUCGCCGCUUGAUUCUGGCGUCACCAGACAACAAUACGCUAGAUGAAACCGUCACGCGCAUAGUAGAACCGGUCUCACCACCACCACGGGAACCACCCACAACGAAAAUUGCAGAUGCAGUGGGAACUACGGUCGUGGAAAAUGACGCAUGCAGCAUUUACCCGGAUGCAGGUGGAACAAGUAGUGACACUCCCGCUGCUUCAGCCUCUUCUAGCUCGUUGGCUGGUAUUUCUACUACAACCAAUACCAAUUCUCCUGGAAAUAACAACCUGCACAACCUCCAGGAGAAAGGAGGACAUGAAGAAGUUGGGGUAGUUAAGGUGAACACAAAAAACGCGGCCGCUUCUAGCGCAUCAUGCACAACUGCACUCACUCCUGGAGGUGGGAAUACCACAGUCUCGUCUGCGACCACACCAGGCGGCGCACUCGACAGACGCACACUCGAUCGAAGAAGUGCACAGUUGCUCCGUUACACGCAAACACUAGGGAGCAAAACAGCUCUCUCGUCUGUUUUAACAGCCUCCGCCACGUCGCCGCAAUCAGCAAGGGUUCCGGAGAACGAUGUUCAGAAAAGUGGAAAAAAUACUAGAGGUGAUCAUAGUACAGGAGUGGGAGUGACGUCACAACAACAGGUACUGUAAUUCAGGUACCUAUUUUUGAACCCCUCCUCCUCGAUGGAUAUUAAACAUAGAUUCUGGAAUAAUCUAAAAAGUAUGUGAAGAUUAUUUGCUAUGUAUAAUUGAUGCUAAAAAUGAUCGAACUUCUUCUACAUUUCGCGUUUUUAAAACAAUUCAGCGAAGCGUCACUCCUUCACGUUUCGGUGCUCCCGUGCGUGCUACUCGACGUGUCGUUGUCCCCCUCUCCGCACGUGGAUCGGCGGAGCCCACGGAACGAAGGACUACAUCACCAAGCAGAGCAAGAGCAACUAGCAAAAAUUUUACAAGUACAUCAACAACCGGAACAACUGGAACCAGCAGCGCAACUGCAUCAAGGGCGUACUCACCUCCCCGCAUCCAGUCAGCUAGGUCGCGAAGUGCAAAAGCAGGAACAGGGCGAAUUCCAAUUGCUCCUCGCACAUCUUCACCCCCAGUGUCUGCGAGACGUAGUCAAACACCGAGAUGCAGUCAAGUCACUCGACGAAACAGCGCAGGGGAGCAACACGUCGCUGUGCCUGCUAGUAUAGCUUCAUCUGGAGCGGGAGGCGGUGAUCAGUUUAUGGUUAUUUAAUGACUUUCCCUUUUGAUUACUUGUUUGGAUUCUUUUUGAUGCUGAUCUCCGAUGAAGAAGUAGAUGAUACUCAUCUACAUGGUUGCGCUUGCGCUACUACCAGUUUCAUUGUUAACACCAUUCAACAUCAUCAGCGUUGGUUUGUAAGUUUUCGCCGAUAAAUAUGAUUUUUGAAUUAUUCCUCUAACGUUGUCCACGGAGGUUUCAUGAAUCAUGUGUUUUGAAUUAUUCCUCUAACGUUCUCCACGGAGGUUUCAUGAAUCAUGUGAUGA
This is a messenger RNA of Amoebophrya sp. A25, 3228 nucleotides long. Lineage: Eukaryota; Dinophyceae; Syndiniales; Amoebophryaceae. The record is from the annotation of a GenBank genome assembly.